Messenger RNA from Mixia osmundae IAM 14324, 4250 nucleotides. RefSeq lists its product as uncharacterized. The record is from RefSeq and is a predicted model, not a curated record. Bases 53 to 4141 code for a protein of 1362 amino acids. The transcript is spliced from 5 exons. NCBI's taxonomy places the organism in Eukaryota, Fungi, Basidiomycota, Mixiomycetes, Mixiales, Mixiaceae.
CUUCUUGAGUGAUGCAGGCACGGGCACAUAGCGAGCUGGCUUGCGCCGUGGCAUGAGCCCAGCUGCCAGCGGAUCCGACCGACUUGGCGCGAGAAAUUUGGAAAGGAGGAUCGGUGGUGGCAUGGAGGAGCUUGAACUGACGCCUAGCUCGCUCUUCAGGCUGCUCAGAGCACCCACAGAUCCGCCAAGUGAUGCUCAAGCAUACCGCAAGAUUGACAUUGCUUGGCAUGCCUGGCAGAGCGAUAGACUCGUCCUGCCGCGCAAGGCAGUCUUUCUGACGAAAUGGCUCCUCGAAGGCCUGCUGAAGCAGCGACAGAGCUCCAAGCCUGAAGAAUCGCUGCUCUCGCCUCGCCAUUGGCGUUUGCUCGUCACUCUGCUACCCUCUGUCGACGCGGAUGCUCGUCAGUCGCUCCUCUUGCAGAUCCCAUUCGUACCUAUCCUCGACAGCUUGCUUGCCUCCGCUACAUGUGCUGACGCUAUAGCCACCGACGCUCUCCUCGUCGCGCAAGACUUGCUGCCCUCUGCAACGACCAAGACGACGUUCGAAGUUCCCUCGACAGCCUACGCUGCUGCCAUUGCUUACCUUGCACGGCCGACUCAAGGGGAGAACAUGCAUGCUCUAGCGCUCAUGAUCGUUCGCGAGUGGAGCGCAGCCAUCGAAGCAAAGGCGGCCCACAAGAAAGCGUUCAGCCUUUUCAUCGCAAAGGCCAAUCUUGCUGCAUUCAUUGCUGCAUAUGGGACGAGCGACACCGAUACCCAAGUCGUGCUCUCCGAAUCCGCAUCCGCUGCGUUGUUCAAUACUGUGCAAAUGCAAAGAGCCCCAGCGAAUGCGACCACCACAUCGCCUGCCAAUGCACACGAUAUCGUCACCGCACUGGCUGCUUUGGAAUUGGACGGCCUGCGUAUCUUGCCGAUCAUGAUGAGACUCUAUACGGAAUCACUCAAGAACAACGCGACAGCCUUGUUCGGCCAGCAACGCGCAACGCUUCUGGGACCUGCUCAGUCCCAGUCUGCCCUCGAAGUCGCCACGCUGUUCAAGAUUCGAUCUCACGCUUUUGCGUUCAUGGAACUCGUCACUAGUGCACUUGGCCAGCAUCGCAUGGAUGCAGUAGCGGAAUCCUACCUGGUUUGCGUCGGAGUCUUGCAACAACAUGCGCUCUAUAUCGUCGCAUACGGCGAAGAAGAACGAUCCUGGUUUGAUUGCCUACAGCGCAUAGCUCGAAAAUGUCUCGACUGCGCAGAAUCAGAUCACACAGUAUCGAUAGAAGCCGUACAGCUCUUCAGACAGAUUAUGCGACUUGAUUUUGCAAUCACGGCCGACAUGAUUGGCCCUUUCCUGACCACGCUGGCCGGUGCAUCUGAUCUAUCAGAAAUCGUCUGGCUUACACUCAAGGACGCGAUGAACUACUACGUGAAGACAAAGCAGCUAGGCGAUUGUCUAAGUCUGACUGAAGAACUCUUGCAGACGGCGUAUAGAGAGGACAUGGCGAAUGGUAUCUAUGCCUCUGUCGAGAUGGAUGUCUUCAUAAGAGACGCCAUCGCCGCUCGAGGACCCAACGAAGGAACAGUUGUCGUACUGCAAGGCCUCUUGGCGAAACACGCUGCCGCUGCAACGCCCGCACGAGUUUCACAGCCGCCGAGGAAGAAGCGAAGAUCUGAUUCUGCCCAAUCAGCCAUAUCUCUUGUACAGCACCACGCUUUGUGCAGACUCACAAGCGUCUUUAUCGUCCAUGCGAAGUUACAGAAGAGUCAGGAGAUGCCCUUUGUGCAAUUGCUUGCUUCGCAUGCAAGAGAGAUCCUUGCGCCCUCGCUGGCGCAGCCGAACCCGUCGCCGAACGAGCUUGCCAGGCUCGAAAGCACAGCCAGACUGGGACUUGCAAUCUCUAGACGUCUGGCAAGCGGAAGGGCUGCAGGACUGCACAGCAUUGAUGUCUCGACCGAUCUCACUAUCGACGAGACCGUACAGAUAGCCGCCGUGACGGAGCUGUCCGCAUCGUCUCCAUCAGUAGAUCAUCACCUACUCAGCCUAGCACUGGAGAUUCGCACAAGUAUCAAGCAAGUAGCCGGCAUCCUGUCAGCUGUUUUAGAGAAGCUCGCGCGAUCGCCGCGGGCAUCUUCUCUGUGGCAGCUCGCGCGCAUGAACGUUGACCUCAUCGAGCCUGAGGCGCAGCUGACCGGACUCUAUGCUCUCGCUCUUGCCAAUGCUCUCACACAGGCGGCUGAUCGCCGGAUCGAGCUGCUAGACGCCGAACUGCAAGAGCGACCGAGGCUGCGCGAUGCGCUAUGCAAGCAGCUCGAGCAGCUGGCUCUCGCCGCACCCGAGCAGCAGCUGUUUCGUCUAUUGCAGUCCCUGCAAGCCCUAUCCAUUGGCUAUUUGACGCUGGCAGCUCGCCGAACACUGCUGCAAGUGACAUUCCGUCUCACCGCGACGUAUGCCGGAUCGGACAAUGAGAUCCUUUAUGGCUUCGUACGACAUGCCAUCACGCUUGAUGGCGCUGUCGAUAAUUUGCUCGCAUCUCAAACGUUCCUCACAAGCUUGGCGAAACGACCUUCUAGGUUACAUGACCAAGGCAGGGUCAUUCCGAAUCUGGCGAGUACCGUCCGAGCAAUCGCUACAGCAUGCAUUCGGCAUGCGACCGAUGCGGAGAACAACGAUCUCGUCGUCGCAGUCGGCAUUCUAGCUUCAACAUGCAAAAGUUUGUCAGCUUCCCAGCUUUCUGCAGCAUUCCUUGACUACGCUGGUAUCCUGCUCGUAACCUUGCACGAGCAGGAGCCCCGAAAGAGCCAAGGGCAAAGUGAUGCAACACGGCGCGGCUGCCUCGAGCUAGCGUCCAGCAUCGUCUCGCGCGCCGAAAUCAUUCCGGAAGAUGCUACUGAGCACAUGCCGACGCCUAUGAUCGAUUGCUACUGCUCUGCACUGCAAUUGUUGCGUCGGGAGGAGCUUUCCAGCUCCUGUGCAGGUACGAUCGCAACACGACUGCUGACUUCUUUGGUACGCAAAGGUCCAGGACACCACAAUGAGCUGCGACUGCCUGCAAUUUUCCGCCUUUUUGUGAGUAUGCACCUUGCUGCUACAAGUGGCGCCAAGAGCGCAAAGGCGAACGGAGGCGAUGGCCUUUGCAUCAUGACAGCAGCAUUGAUCGCCGUUUCCGCCGGCCAUAGCAACGUUGCUCCUGCCCUGGAGGCAGUCCUGGCCGCGGCAAUUCGUGCCGCCCAGCCCAUAUCGAUCUCGCGGUCUCUGGAUCUGCUCGCCGAACUGAUCGAUAACGAGUCACGGCCAGUGACGCCAGCCUGCCUUACAGCUGCGCAGCUGUACGUGGCGAUAUUGAAGGAGGUGCCAGAAGAUGCUUCGAAAGUCGUCUAUAUUCAUGCAAGUCGCUUCCUGUCGCAAUGUCGCGCCCUCUUGAGCGACGAUUGCCUCAAGACGACAGGCGACUUAUCGGUAAUUACGCGCUGUAUCGAAGCGACUCUGAUCGUCUCAAUUGAGCGCCUUCGCGCCACAGACAUUUCCGUCGUCUUCAGCUCGCUGCUGCGUAUAUUCGAGUACCGCAUCGCCGAUGACGGUCUGGCUCACGGUCGGAGAAUUCUGCGGGACAUUCUCGAAUCGCUUCUGACAAUGACCAGAAAUCGUGCGGAUGUUGUCAAGACGCACUUUCCUCUCGUCGUGCUCGUCCUAUCCCAUCUAUUCCAGAUAGGUCGACUGUCAGGAGUGACUCCUGGCAGCGCAAUGAUUGGUCUGGACGUACCGAUCUGGGCCUCGGGCGACGCCGCUAUAUUCAGCGAUGGAAAUGCGCGUCGCCUUGCAUGCUUUCUUACAGCACUCACUUCACGUGGAACGCGAGCAAGAGGCGACAAGCUGCGCAAGGGCGAGGGUAGGAAUGACGAUCUCAGUGCUCCAAUGUCCAAGCAUUCGCCUUUUGUUCUCUAUCAUUUCCUCAAAGCGUCGACCGCAAGUCAAGCAGCCAUUUCUCCCAGCCUACGCGCCGAGCUUAUGCCCGGAUUCGUCGAGGUCUUGGCCGUCAUGGGCAAGCAUGAACGCGAUGCUUUGAUGGCGGGAUUUCUCAGAACGGAGGAUGAAGCAGAGAGAACCUUGCUACGACAGAUGCUCGUCGACUUUGAGCGAGAGCGCUAUACCGGCUAGCAGGCUAGUCGGACAGCAUUUGCUAUUGUUGUCACUACAUGCUACAACAGGUCAUAAGUCUAUCGAGAGCCAAUAAAAGUCUGGGCGCGCUUGCCCCGCGGUCUGCUGC